Durusdinium trenchii is the source of this 2079-nucleotide messenger RNA. The record is from the annotation of a GenBank genome assembly. Lineage: Eukaryota; Dinophyceae; Suessiales; Symbiodiniaceae.
AUGGCUCGAAUAAAUGAAGAUAUCGCAGAGCUUCAGGACAUGCUGGAAAUGACCAUCCGGGACAUGGAUGCUCAACAAGCAGAAGCAGCUUUGGAACUGCAGCGCAUGAGAGCCCGCUUGUUGGAUGGGCUUUGUCCAAGCAAGUUACGCCGCAGCGAGCGGUUGAAAGGCUUGGCGAGGCGCUUGGCCAUGCUGGAGCAGAAUGUUGGCCGAGAACAGGCUGAGUGCGUCAAGGUCAUGGAGGCUGUGCUGGCGACAGUUGAAAGGAACGGUGCAGUGGCAGAAGCUGUGUGCCAACACCUGAGUGGCAUCGCCACCACCAGGGCCACUACGGCUGCUCAGAUGCUGCCAGACCCGAACAUUCACCAAGAACUCGCGGCAAAGGCCGCAGAAGUCUGUGGAACUGGUUGGUCACCUGUGGUUGCUCCACCGAGACCUUCCGAAAUGUGCCCAAAGUCGGCUCCUGAGAAGUUCACAGCUCCAAACUCUGUGCCUGAGGGGGACAUUGGCAGCCAGAAAGGCAUUGUUGAAGAGGUUGGCGAUGAGAAUACAGGGUGCUUGGAAUCUGAAGCGGCAAAUCAUUCGUUUGCAGCUUGUGGAGAGGAACAAAUGGCACAAUCCCAAGGUGACAAGGAAGUGUCUGUGCCAGAUGGAGCCACAAGUCAACCGCUGAUAGUGCAGGCGGCAGAAGAAGCUAUGCUUCUAGCCACACUUCCCGAUGUGGCGCUAGAACCCCGCUCUGAGCCCCUAAGAGGUGAAACUCAACGCUCAGAGGAUUUGCAACCGGAAAGCAUCUCCAGUGAGGACAGCUCCAGUGGAAGGCAGGGACAACAUGUGGUGGUGACUCGCGUGUCCGUGUCCAGCAGUGAUGGUGCAAGCAGCAGCAGCAGUAACAGUAGCAGCAGUGAAGAGCCAAGGCAGAAGGGCAAGUGGGACUUUGGGCGUCAUGCAGAGGAGGGAGCUGCCAACUCGACCUUAGAGGCAAAGAUCAGGCAAGAAGUGCGAGCUGAAAGUGCCGAGAGAGUUGAGACAAAGUCCGAGGAUCCUGUAGAAUCGGAGCCAGAUGCUGAUUUGUCCCACUGGGAUCGUUGCAGCUUUGGUUUAGGCACUCCGAAGCAUCUGCGAACCAACGUUCACUUUGCCGACCUGGAUGUGAUUCCUCCAGCAUUGGCUGGAUCUGACAUCUUGGCCACUGCUGAAACAGGUUCGGGCAAGACUGCAUCUUUUCUGUUGCCAACCUUAGAGCGCUUGUGCCAAAGCAGCAGUGUACGUGCACGUCGGAGAGAUGCAGCAGGGCGAUUGAUUUUAGGACCAGUGGGAACCAAGGCCGUCGUCCUGAUUCCUACAAGAGAACUAGCAGUGCAGUGCCACUCCAUGCUUGAAGGCCUAUCCAAGUACACGAUGGUGACUCACCAAUUGGUUGCCGGAGGUUACAUUGCGCAUGACCAGGCAGCCUCAUUGAGACAUCAGCCCGAUUUGGUGAUCGCGACACCUGGGCGGCUCCUGGACCACCUGAUGAACUCACAAUCGGUGCACAUGGAGUUGCUCGAGAUUGUUGUCUUCGACGAAGCUGACAGGCUUUUGGAGAUGGGCUUUCGACAGGAGUGCUUGGAAGUCCUGAAGCGCUGUGCCAAGGGUCGACAGACCAUGCUUUUCUCGGCAACCUUGAAUGCAUCAGUGGAAGACUUGGCUGCUCUUGCUCUUGUUAAGCCGGAGAGAAUCCAUGCGAGUCCGGUGAACGCGGUAGCCCAGACUCUGGAACAGGAGUUUGUCAAAGCACCGAACCCAGAGCUUCGAGAGGCAGCUUUGCUAAGCCUUGCAUCGCGAAAUUACAACUCCAGGGUCAUCAUCUUUUGCUCCACAAAAGAGGUCACCCAUCGCUUGGCCAUCAUCUUUGGCCUUUCCGGUCUCAAGUUUGCCGAAAUUCAUGGGAACCUCUCACAGGGCGAGCGAGCAACUUCGCUGGAGCGAUUCCAAAAUGGCCAGGCAGACUUUCUCCUGGCGACAGAUAUCGCAUCGCGAGGCUUGGACCUGCCGGGAGCCAAGUUGACCUGUGGGGACUGGGGAUCUGAUCUAUAA